Thalassophryne amazonica is the source of this 1218-nucleotide messenger RNA. It is a transcript of the gene mei4, whose product is annotated as meiosis-specific, MEI4 homolog (S. cerevisiae). Gene Ontology annotation, cellular component: lateral element. The transcript is spliced from 5 exons. NCBI's taxonomy places the organism in Eukaryota, Metazoa, Chordata, Actinopteri, Batrachoidiformes, Batrachoididae. The record is from RefSeq and is a predicted model, not a curated record. The coding region runs from base 1 to 1209 and encodes 402 amino acids. Gene Ontology annotation, biological process: oogenesis; meiotic DNA double-strand break formation; DNA recombination.
AUGAACGAAAACGUGUUUGGAAAUUCCGGGAAAUUCGCCGCAACCAGCGGAACAAGGUCAGCGGAGUGGUUUUUCCUGAGAGCUAAAUUAGCUGUGGCAGUGGCUGUAAUAAAGACAACACCUUCAGGUAUGAGUGUCAGAGAGCACUGUGAGGCUUUGGCUCUCAGACUGAAGAACCAGGAUGAGAGCUGGAAGGGGAAAGCCCUGGAGCUGGAGAAGGAGGUGCUCAGGCUCCAGCAGGAGCUGUUACUCACCAAGAUGACGACAGCUUCAAAGAGCAGCAGGGAGGCAGCAGAGAGUGAUGACACGGUGCAGAACUUCUCACAGGACUUGUUUGGUCCAGGAAACGAGGCGUGUAAUAAUGAUCUUCAACCAAACUGUGACGAGGACUCUCAGACUCCGAUUCAUCCUGAAGCUGAAGUACAGGAGCCAGAUCCCGCACCUUCCACUGAUUUCACUCAGCUCCAACCGUGCUAUGGCCACGCCAGUGAUCCUCAUGGGAAAAUGGUGUUUCCUCAUUUGGAGUUUCUCCUGGCGUUGUGUGGUCUGCGCCGGGUCGGAGGGAGGGCUGUCAGCCUGGAGGCUGUAUGCUUCAGCCCUGAAGGGGAGUUGAUAUUGGUGGAUACUGUGUGCCAGCUGUUUGACUCCAUUGUGAUGGCGUGCAAAGCUCCGCCUGCGGUGGGUCCAGGUGACCUCAUCCUGCAGGCCUGCCAGGUUGCAGCGCAAGUGAUGGACCUGUUCUGCGCUCGGAAGCGGCCAUCUGUGAAGUUUGUGAUACAUAUGGAGGAGUCCCUCAGGGAGCUGACAGCGGUGCUGCUAAACUGUCCACAGCCCAGUGGGCUGCAGGUCGCGGAGACGCUGAGGGCGUGUCUGACGGCUGUGGGAGGCAGCAGGAUGUCUACGUGCUUUCUCAUUCGCCACAUCCUCUCUCUGAUCAACACUUUGGCCGACCUGUUUGUCCAGCUGUGUCAGGGUGAGGUGAGUGCGGGCCUGAGCAGGUUUCCUGUGGACCAGUAUGAGAACUCGUGCCACCUGUUCAUGAUCCUGGAGGAGCUCCUGCAGAAAUCAGAGGUACGGGGCAGGGAGGUGAUCGGCGCAGAGAAGGACAUCUUCCUGAAACACCUGGAACAAAACCUCUGUCUGUUAUCUGAGGAGUUUCCUCUGUUUGCCAUCUAUAUGUGGAAAAUAGGAAGUCUUCUCAACUCAUAGAUUUGCUUU